Messenger RNA from Cyprinus carpio (common carp), 1476 nucleotides. RefSeq lists its product as uncharacterized. The record is from RefSeq and is a predicted model, not a curated record. NCBI's taxonomy places the organism in Eukaryota, Metazoa, Chordata, Actinopteri, Cypriniformes, Cyprinidae. The coding region runs from base 326 to 928 and encodes 200 amino acids. The transcript has 4 exons.
GCUGCUGCUAACAGGUGCUGGCAGUUUAAUACUUGGCGAAGUCAAAACAAUAACAGGUCAACGGGCCAAAUCGGCUGCGAGGCGGAGUUCUCCCGUUUCUCUCGAUUGCCAAACCGCGUCUGUUUGAGGAGCUUUGUGCCAUGUCGAAAGUGAAAGUUUAGAGGUUCAGUAUUUAGACUCUUGUGAGCAGCAGAGAGAGUCAGAGAGGAGUGAACUCAGACUGUGAAGACACGCAGAGCUCGGGUGAUCAAUAACUCUCUCUGAAUGGGAAAUAAUCUCCUUUAAUAAUUCAUAACCAACUACGGGCAAAUCUUCAAAAUCAAUCAUGGAUGCUGUAAAUGCUGUGCAGCUGUUCAUUCUGGUUUGGACCUUUACUGCUGUCUGUCAAGCUGAUGAUGAUAUCAUUGUAAGCUGUGAGAAUGUGACUGGAUUUGUGGGGAAAGAAGUAACUCUCAACUGCAGCGUCUCUCUGAAGUGCGAUAAACAUAAACGCUGCAUUACAAUGUAUAAGUUUCAAUACCCUGAUAUCAAUAAUGACUCCGCAAUCUGUCGUGAAGAUUUUCCUGUGCACCCCUGUGAACAGAGAAACAGUUUCACAUGCAGCUACACUCCAACUACAGCAAUGACAGAACAAUUCAGAUUCUUUGUGCAAACAGCGUGUGGAAAGGACCUAUCAAAAUUCACUGUUAAGACAUCAGUUUCCUCAGAAUCAUCAGGAUCCUCUCCACCAGAGACAGCAGGUCUUGGAUCCAAGGGUACUGUCUUCACUGUGGUUGUGAGUGGUUUCAUCAUCAUCCUCAUCAUCAUGACGGUGAUCAUUUGCAAAACAAAACCAAACUUUACCAAACUUUGUAGAGGCCAGAACUGGAUGUUUUUGAGAGUCAGACAUGAUGAGGACAACAAUCGUCCAGGAAAUGAGAUAUUAUAGCAUCGAGUUUUGUUUGACUUUUCGUGUGGUGCUCAUGAAACACACAAGCUUUAUUUGAACUCCACUAAACUCUACACUAUCUUAUAUCUCAAACUACUGAAUUUAUAACUCUGCCUGUUGGUUUUAAAAAGUCUUGUUUCUGUUUUAUAUUGACUUCUGUGAAAUAACAGCAUAUUAUUGAUCUGUUUGAUCAGAGUAAAUGAUUUUAAUGAACUCAAACCUUUGUGAACUUUAAGAGGAAACACAGCGAAACUCAAAUUGUUCACUUCUGAGCCGAGAGAAGUUUGUCUCGUGGUUCGUCGAGGCAUUAAAUGGUAUUGUUACUUAUAUUUGAUGAUAUAUUCUGAAUUAAAGCUGUUUCUGGCUUUGUUAAACAUACCUUGUAUGUGGGAUAAUGAAAUUGUAUUUGUGAAUGAUUGUGAUUGUGAUUGUUUGCGAUUGUGAGUGAGAUUAGCAUAUAUAAGCCUGCUGUAUUUACUCUCUGUUUGCCAACCAGUGUUUAAUUAAAUGAAGAGAUCACAAAAUUCAUGUUUUCAACAUAUUUCCCC